Molecule: messenger RNA, 2658 nt
Organism: Caenorhabditis auriculariae
Lineage: Eukaryota; Metazoa; Nematoda; Chromadorea; Rhabditida; Rhabditidae
Source: the annotation of a GenBank genome assembly
AUGGAGUUUUCGGUGGACGUUCCGCCACAAAGUCUUUGUAGCAGUGGAAAUGGGCGGUUCCUUGGAAUCGGAUGCGUUGACGGAACUGUUCAAUUCGGCGACGUUUCACAGGGAUCAUUCGAUGUUCGUCUUCUUCUAAUAACAUUUCAUCUUAUUCAUUCAAUUGCUCAGGAGCAAUGGAAAUUCCAAACAAACUCCAGUAUCCGCGGUGUAGCUUAUAACGAGCAGCUCCUGGAAAUUUACGCGAUUGGAAAAAACAAAUCCAUAUCAGUUUUUGACGUCGAGACCGGUAAACGGUUCGUUUUCUUUGUGAGUUACAAUUAUUUGUCACUUCUGACUCCGAAAUUAGAAAAUAAAAUUUUAGUUUUCAUGAUUUCAACGGUCGACCAACUAGAACGGCGUGAUUUUGAGGAAAAAAAGGAAAUAUUCAAAUUUCUUUUCACGAAUUUUUUUUAAAGCUUUGCUAAAACUUCGAGGAUGUCCAUCUAGAUAAACUUUGAAUCACAAAAUGAGUGGAUUUUAUUCCUCAACAAUCAAUAUUCAAUUUGAAAGUAUCGAGGGAAAAGUAUUGCUUUGCAACUUUCCGUAGACUGUCUUCAUUCAGAAAACGUUGCCUGGUACGAAGACACGAAAAUACGCCGUGCAGUUUGAGAUAUCUGCCGCCUAUGGCUUUGCAUGGCCAGCAACUUGCGACUGGCGAUGAAAGUGGCUCGGUCCGUCUUUUUUUUAAUCAGAAACAUACCUUUCUUUCGAUAAAUAUCAAAACAAAUUUCAUUCUACAGAUCCGCACUUGGGACUUCCGAGCCACUUCUCCCCAGGUUUCAGAUUUUCAAGAACAAGAGGAGGUUCCUGAAUAUUCCUUAUUUCUGAGAAUGCUUCUAUUUCUAAUAGGACAUCAACGACCUCGCCUACGAUUCAAAGCACAAUUUGUUGUCCGCAUCUUCCGACGGCUCCUUAGUCGCUUUUGAUGUAUAUCACAUAUGUUAACACGAAGUUCAUGCUCAGUUUGGAGAUUCGAAAAAAGAAGAAACGGGUGAAAAGUGAGACGAUGCACUCGGAACUCCUCAGCAUCUGCACUACAGAUAAGUUCGUGAUUUUGUGAAGCUAUUUCAAAAAGUUCUCUUUUUCAGUUAUGUUUAUGUUGGCGGCGGCGAUGGUUUUAUCGAAGUUUUCACUACAGGGGAGUAUGGAAACUUGUUGAAAAGAAUCGAAAGUGGCUUCGAGUUGGUGAGAUUGCUUUUCCGUGAAAAAUUUGGAAGUGUUAAGAAUAUCUAGAAUCUGUAUUAUUAUAGAAUUUUCUUGAUUUCCAGUUCUAAUAUUCAAUUUUUUUACUUUCUUUUUUUAUAUUUUUCAUUUUUCUGUAAAUUAUUUCUUCCCCACCAUUUAUUCUCUAGAUUUUUUUAUUUUUUUCAAUACGACUUGCGGUUUUCAAAUAUUAACUUCGAAAUAUGGCUAAGUGUUCUGAAUUUUUCAUCCUGAACCGGCUCUGAUUCUGAAAAGAACGGAAAUAUUGGCUGAUAAAAUAAAUCACCAAUUAGAAAUUUUUGUUCAGCUGAUUAUGGCCUUUUUUUCUUCUGAGUAAAAAAAUUUAUAAUAUUUUUUUAGGGUGUUGCUGGGAUUGUAGAGCUUCGAAAAGGCUUACUAUUGACGUCUAGCUCGACAGAUAACAAACUCAGGUUUUUUUCGGAGUUUUUGGCCAUAUUUAGUUUUUUAGAGUUCUCAACGUGAUGCCGACCAAGCGACUUGGGACUAUUGGGGUGCAUGGCGAGGACAGUGACGGAAUUGACUUAAUUUGUGUUCGUUCAUAUUUUCUUCAAAUUAUGUGGGAAUACCAAAGUUUUUCUCAACUCAAAUGAUGGAAAAUUUAGAAAAUAUCCGUUUAGGCUGGUUUAGAGUUGUAUAAGAUGCACAAUUUUUAAUUAUUUUGAAAAUGGUCGAGAAAUGAACUUUUCUUGUUUUUUCGUUAUUAAAGCUUCUCAUAAGUCCAAAAAACCUAUGUGACGGAGAAACUGUGAUAUUGAAAAACUGGCAUCAAAUCGUCCAGAAUCACAUUCGGAGAAAUUUUUUUCCUGAUGAGAAUAAAAAUUUGAGAGACCUCUUUAAGAGUUUGAAAGUUGAGAGAUUUUGAAUUCGAAGGGAUACUAUAGCCUAUUCCGCGCCAGCUUGUCACGUUUUUCUUUCCGCCAAAAAGACCGUAUACCAAAUUAGAUCAAAUUUCUGCUUUUAUAACGGCAAGAAACAAAGGUCUUGAAGCGAAAGUUAGUUAAAUUUGACCUGGCCUUUUGGCGGAAAAAAAAACGUGACAAGCCGGCGCGGAAUGGCCUAUAACCAUAGUUUUAAAGAUAUAAACUUAUAGCACUGAAAUCUCUGAACAUUCUUUUUUGAUUUGAUUUAUUGCAGAUCAGCGAAGAUCGCUCCACAUUGUUCAGCGCCGUCUCAUUGGAAGCAUCUGUUAAGAUUUGGUCUUUGCCGGAAAUUGUCGAUAAGUUCCCGAUUCUUCGAGAUGUCGAUGCAAAAAGAAAGAAGGACAAACCGGACGGAGGGUUCAUUUUCCCCCUUUUUUUUUGAUCAUUUUCAUUUCCUCGUUUCAGAUUUUUCGAAGAUUUGCUGGAAAAGGAAACGCCGAAGAAGCUGAAAAAGAAGAGGCGAAAGGACUAA